Molecule: messenger RNA, 1285 nt
Organism: Propithecus coquereli (Coquerel's sifaka)
Lineage: Eukaryota; Metazoa; Chordata; Mammalia; Primates; Indriidae
Gene: RFC2
Product: replication factor C (activator 1) 2, 40kDa
Exons: 11
Coding region: 69-1127 (352 amino acids)
Biological process (GO): DNA-templated DNA replication; DNA repair
Cellular component (GO): nucleus; DNA replication factor C complex
Molecular function (GO): ATP hydrolysis activity; DNA clamp loader activity; DNA binding
Source: RefSeq, a predicted model, not a curated record
GGGGGCGGGGCUUUGCGUGAUGGCGUCACGGGGCGGGGCCACGGGUGGCGCGAAGAGGAGGCGCGGAAAUGGAGGUGCAGGCUAGCUGCAGUAGCGCGGGCGAGUGCGGGUCCCAGGACCCUGCCACUGCACCCAGCAAGGCUCCCGGCAGCGCCGGCCACUACGAGCUGCCGUGGGUUGAAAAAUAUAGACCAGUAAAGCUGAAUGAAGUUGUCGGGAACGAAGACACCGUGAGCAGACUGGAGGUCUUUGCAAGAGAAGGGAAUGUGCCCAAUAUCAUCAUUGCUGGCCCCCCAGGAACUGGUAAAACCACAAGCAUCCUGUGUUUGGCACGAGCCCUGCUGGGCCCAGCACUCAAGGAUGCCGUCUUGGAACUCAAUGCUUCAAAUGACAGAGGCAUUGAUGUUGUGAGGAAUAAAAUAAAAAUGUUUGCUCAACAAAAAGUCACCCUUCCCAAAGGUCGCCACAAGAUCAUCAUCCUGGAUGAAGCAGACAGCAUGACUGAUGGGGCCCAGCAAGCCUUGAGGAGAACCAUGGAAAUCUACUCUAAAACGACUCGCUUUGCCCUUGCUUGUAACGCUUCUGAUAAAAUCAUAGAGCCCAUCCAGUCCCGGUGCGCCGUCCUGCGCUACACCAAGCUGACCGACGCCCAGAUCCUGGCACGGCUGCUGAACGUCAUCGAGAAGGAGAAUGUGCCGUACACUGACGACGGCCUGGAAGCCAUCAUCUUCACAGCCCAGGGAGACAUGAGGCAGGCACUGAACAACUUGCAGUCCACCUUCUCGGGAUUCGGCUUCAUUAACAGCGAGAAUGUGUUCAAGGUCUGCGACGAGCCCCACCCCCUGCUCGUGAAGGAGAUGAUCCAGCACUGUGUGGAGGCCAACAUCGACGAGGCCUACAAGAUUCUCGCUCACCUGUGGCAUCUGGGCUAUUCACCAGAAGAUGUCAUUGGCAACAUUUUCCGGGUGUGUAAAACUUUUCAAAUGGCAGAAUACUUGAAACUGGAGUUUAUUAAGGAAAUUGGAUACACUCACAUGAAAGUCGCGGAAGGUGUGAACUCCCUCCUGCAGAUGGCAGGGCUCCUGGCCAGGCUGUGUCAGAAGACAAUGGCGCCAGUGGCCAGUUAGAGCAGAGACUUCACUGACUGAGUUACAAGAGUCCUCCUCCUUAAAAUACAGGAGUCACGGCCUUCUGAUCGGGGUGGGGGGAUGCCGCCUCAGGUGGGGCCAGCACGCGCCAUGCUUUAAACUCCAGCACAGCUCCGCUCCUCGCAUGUCUUUUUUUG